Molecule: messenger RNA, 2083 nt
Organism: Rana temporaria (common frog)
Lineage: Eukaryota; Metazoa; Chordata; Amphibia; Anura; Ranidae
Gene: ZNF668
Product: zinc finger protein 668
Exons: 2
Coding region: 251-1945 (564 amino acids)
Biological process (GO): regulation of transcription by RNA polymerase II
Cellular component (GO): nucleus
Molecular function (GO): DNA-binding transcription factor activity, RNA polymerase II-specific; RNA polymerase II cis-regulatory region sequence-specific DNA binding
Source: RefSeq, a predicted model, not a curated record
CCGGCGCCCACCUCCUUAUCAUCGCCCUCCCGGCCUGUCCUGAAUUACAGCCAAGCUCUGAUAUAAUGGGAGGACACUUAUAAAAGGUGCACAAUGACUUCCGGUGUGUGCUCCUCCCCACCACCCCCAGGGUCCUAGGUCCGGCCAUGUUAGGCUUUGUCUGCUGGCUGGAGGUGUUGUAGCUGGGGAUCAGUGUGAAGGAUCACCCCCAUCAACUGCCCAGGAGGAGGGCCAUCAGGUCUCUUCUGUGAUGUCUUCAGCAAAGGUGGAGCCUCUGGAGGAGGCCGAGGUGGCCAUUAAACAGGAGACCCCGGCCGAGGUGGCCAUUAAACAGGAGACCCCGGAUUAUGUGCAGAGUGGGCGCAGGUUCCGCUGCCUGAGCUGUCGCAAAACUUUCCCCAAUGAGCCAAGGGCCCAGCGGCACUGUGAGGCCCACAAGUCCGCCGAGGGCUCCGGCGCUGCAAAGCCAAAAAAGCAAGAGGCGAAGGGGGAGCAGCGGCAUCAGUGCAAGCACUGCGAUAAGUCCUACAAGAGCGCGUCCUUAUUGAGGAGCCAUGUCCGUAGCCACACGGGUGAAAAACCUUUUGUGUGUAAAGAGUGUGGCCGAUCCUUCAUGCAGCCCAUCUGCCUGCGAGUUCAUAUGGCCACCCACAGCGGGCAGCUACCAUUCCCUUGUAAGCAGUGCGGUAAAGCCUAUGCCACACCCUCCAAGCUGCGAAUCCACGAACGCCUUCACACCGGUGAGCGUCCGUUCUCCUGCCCCGAAUGCGGUAAAGGAUUUGCCGAUCCCUCUGUUUUUCGUAAGCAUAGGAGGAGCCAUGCUGGGCUCCGACCUUACCAGUGCCAACUGUGUCAGAAGUCCUACAGCGAACUGAAAGACCUGAAGAACCACGAACGCAGCCACACGGGAGAAAAACCGUUCUUGUGCUCAGACUGCGGGAAGGCGUUUUCGCGUGCCUCCUCUCUCACCUGUCACCAGCGAAUUCACGCGGCGGAGAAGCCGUACAAAUGUCCCAUCUGCAACAAAGACUUUACUCAACUGUCAUCCUACCAGAGCCACCAACGCACCCAUUCUGGUGAAAAGCCAUAUCUGUGCCCACAGUGCGGCCGCAUGUUUUCAGACCCGUCCAGUUUCCGGCGCCAUCAGCGGGCUCACCAAGGCGUCAAGCCGUACCGUUGCGACAAGUGCGGAAAGCCCUUCCGGCAGCCGGCGGAUUUGGCCAUGCACCAACGAAUCCACACCGGCGAGCGUCCCUUUCGUUGUCCGGACUGCGAUAAGACGUUUGUGGCGUCUUGGGAUCUGAAGCGUCAUCGUUUGUCCCACAGCGAUGAGCGUCCUUUCCAGUGCCCGGAGUGCGGGAAAGGGUUUGCAGAGCGCUCUGGGCUAAGCAAGCACCAACGUUCUCACAGCGGGGAACGGCCUUACAAGUGCGAUGAUUGCGGCAAGACCUUCAUCGUGUCUUCCAGCUUAAGGAAGCAUGAACGCACCCACAUUAAACCAGAUGGAGGCGAACCUAACAAGAAGAAGGAGGAAUCUACCACCUGUGAGAAGUGUGCCAUCACCUUCCAAAGCGUGAUGGACCUGAAGAACCAUCAGAAGAGCCACCCGGAACUGAGGCCCUUCCGUUGUGACCAUUGCGAGAAGGGCUUCCUGGACAAGGCCGGGCUAAAGAAACAUCAGCGCAUACAUAGCGACGUACGCCCCCACGUGUGCCAGCAGUGCGGCAAAGGCUUCCUAGUACCUUCCGACUUGCGCAAGCAUCAACGAACACACGCCAAAGAGGUGAAGGGGAAGGUGGAGGAGGAAGAAGAGGAGAUUACAACGUUGACGCUCCAUCCAGCUUCUGUAGAGUCUCAACCCUUGUUUGAUCCUCUGGUCUCUUUUCUGGAGAAAGUUGCUGAGGGAGACAUGGAGGUCAUUGAGUCUUCACCAUCAUCAAGCUGACUGGGGCCUUCCUCGUCCAUGAUGAUAAUCCCUUUCUCUACAGCAGUCUUGAAUUGAUUUGUCAUGAUCCUGAUCCUGAUGUUCUCAUUUCUCCGGAGGUUAUUUUUUUUUUAUUAAACGUUCAUUGAGCGACAAUGU